CCGCCCGCCGCAGAUCUGGCUCUGGCGUCUGGCUAGUGCGCGGCGGCCCGACCCGGCUUGUGUGCGGGCGGAGCCGGGCGGCGAGGCUGCAGCUGGCGGAUCGUGCCGGACUACGGGCCGCGACAUGGAUUGUACUGUGCAGCCCAAAUUCCAGCCUCGUUGAGCCAGCCACACCAAGAACUUUCCACCAGAAGAGCCCUUCCAAGUACUGACCAUGUCUAUCAUGGACCACAGCCCCACUACGGGGGUGGUCACGGUCAUUGUCAUCCUCAUCGCCAUUGCUGCCCUGGGGGCCUUGAUCCUGGGCUGCUGGUGCUACCUGCGGCUGCAGCGCAUCAGCCAGUCGGAGGAUGAGGAGAGCAUCGUGGGUGAUGGCGAGACAAAGGAGCCCUUUCUCCUAGUGCAGUACUCUGCCAAGGGGCCAUGUGUGGAAAGAAAGACCAAGUUGAUGACCGCCAAUGGCCCAGAAGUGCAUGGCUGAGCUGGGCUGCGAAGGCCCUGGUUCCAUUUGCAGCCAGCCCAGAAGCACUAAGAGGGCCGAAGCAGACAUGACGGAUGCUGUGUGAGAGAGGUUGACACUUGCCGGCAUGGUCUCUUCGGGCUUCAUCAUCGCAUGCACUGACUUGCGGGUCCCGGCUGUCCUGGCAUUCCCCCUCAGCCUCCUGGUGGGGCUGCCCAUUGCAGGCAGUGGGCAGGCCUGACCUUGCUGGGGCUCAUGGCCCCUUAGCGCUUUUGUUACUUGAAUGUUUUAGCUGAGCCUGUUUUGAUGGAGCUACUACUGUAAUGCGUGAACUAACCAACCUGUGAACUGUAAAUAGGCCCAGAAGCACGUGCUUAAGCCUUUUUGCUGAUUUUUAAAAUUACCACAUAGAUCCCAUGGGACUGGCUUGAUGACUGUACUCGUGGUGAGCUGCGGCAGCAUGACCAUGGAGGGUCUUUGACUGGUCAGGCCCCAAUUGCCCUUGGCAGGUCUCACUGAGGUCUGAUCAUGUGUAUGGAAAGGAAGUGAAAGGCUAAGCAGCUGGGGUGCUUGGGUGAUUUCUGCUUGGUUAGUAAUGAGUAGAAGAAAAACCACACCUCUCCUUUUGGAGAGGUUCAGUGCGUGCAGAUGGCAGUCACUGCAAGGAAGCUGCUGUACUUGUUUUGAAGCCUAUGAUGGACAAGUCUCUGAGUCCUGAGGGCUGCCAGGCAGCUUAGCGGAGCAGUAUCUUGCCCUUUGGUCUUGAGCAUGCCCAGUACAUCCCUUCAGCACAGGCCUUGCAGAAACACCAGAGCCUGUGGCGGCUACUCGAAGUCUGAAACCUAGUCAGCCCAAGCAAGCAAGGUUUUGUUUUUAUAUUUAAUAUUUUCUGCACUGGAGUGGGGGUGGGGUAGGGGAUGAAUUUUUUUUCCUCCUAUCUUUUCACAAGUGAGCUUCCUUUCCUCUCCAAUGACUGCCCACUGGCUGAGUAUUGGGUUUCACUUUAGUCCUUGGAGCUUUGUACAGAGCCCCUGCCCCAGCUCUAAAGGCGCCUGUGUGCUGUAGAAGAUCAUUUCUAGUGUGCACAUAAGUAUUUACAACAGAGCCACCAGGAGUUCAGAUUCACAGCCUGGCUCUCACAGGAAAGGGAGCCAGCAGCAUGUGUCUCCGAGAUAUCUUUUGCCUGUAAGCUUGUUUGGAUGUUAAUCCCACCACUAUAAGUACAUUCUAAACCAUUCUGAUUAAAACACGAGUGUGUGGGCACCCUUGAUAAUGACUAGGUGGUUGGCCCUGGCUUGGACAGCACACUUGAGAGCAGCAUGGGCAGGAAGCAGAGAACUUCAGGCUGGAGACAGCUUUAAAAAGCAUGUGAAACUAAUCCAUUCUCUAAACCCCAAGGAAAGAGCUGUAGGGAACACUUUUUAGUAGUAUAUAUCUACACAUGGUGUGUGUGUGUGUGUGUGUGUGUGUGUGUGUGUCAGAUGUUAAGUAACAGCUCUAGGUGAGGAGAGAUAGCUCUAAGGCCAUUUAGAGGGUAGGAAUAAGACACGUAUGGUGGGCUGCUGCAGUAGGUUAACUCUUGGACCCUGGUGAGAAAGCUAAGUCAUGGAAGACGUAGUAAGGGGUAGACUGGACAUCGGCAGAGGCUGCUUAGGCUGGCUUGGAUGCAUGUUGGACCUGGCAGCAAUGACUCUUCGGGUCCAGGAGGAGGACAGAAUGUAUGAAAGGCUCUGCCCUGGAGCUGGCAGAGGCUGAGGGUUUUGGCCCAUCCCCAUCCCACUUCCAGCUUUCUACCUCUAAUUCUUACAGCAGCGGCCUAUACACUGCUGAUCCUUUAGCUCCACUGCACACUGACCCGAGAACAGCUUGGAUCUACACUUUCAGUGUGAGCCUGGCUCCUGGAAAUGCUCAAGUCACUCCACUGUCAGACACAGACUGCAUCUUUUGCUAUGCCAAUGACGUUUCUCUUUUUUUAGACAUCACAUUCUUAUCAGUUAUACUUGUUGGGAGCUUCCUGUCUCCUCCCCAGUUGCCAGGGAUGUCUUUGGCAUUUUAGUCAACCCAUCGAGAGUUGUCUGAAUAAGUUCAGACACUGUGGGGCACUGGUAGAAGUCUUAGGGAGAAAAAUGAAACACCUAUUGAACUAGUGAACAACCACACAAUAGUCUUCCCUGUCCUUGUUUAUAACUGGCUAUCUUUUUAUUUUACACUCCAAUGGUUAAUAAGUUACAACCCUCUCUUCAGAUUCUUUCUCAAUCGUGCAAACCUUUGUGGGGAAGUCUUCUGAUGAGUAAGAAGUUAGUUAGCCUUUCAUCCUGGGGAGCAGGCAAGAACACCGAGGCUCAGCCACUGAAGCAAGGACUGACUUUCCCAGAUUAAUCUUCAAAUGGACUGUGCUACUGUUGUGUCUCAAAGCUACCAAGUUUGUGCAAUAAGUGGAAGGGAUGCCAUUCCUGAUCAAUAAAUGCUGAAUGACAUUCAAGUUCAUUUUCUAGACCACUGAGAAAAUCUUUAUUUACAAUAAAUUUCAAUAAAAUUUGCAUAAAUAUAUUCCCAAUGUACAGUUUUCACCUCUGAUUUCUUCAUUUCUUUGAAAAGUUAAUCUGUCCUGUUCUCAUGCUUCCUCUCUGAUGUCAGAGUGGAGCUGGUGGCAGAAGGUGGAAGGGUGUCACCAGGUAACUGGGUAGCACCCUUGGGCUUAGAGUGGCUGGGGUGAGCCUUUUCCAGAGGGGCUGGUUCCUUAGCUCCACCUUGGCCUUCCAGCUCCUUCUCCAUAGUGGCUACAAGGAUUUUGAGCCAUGUGUGCUCAGGGAGUGCGGUCUCUGAGGCACUGGCCAGCUCUUGGAGCUCACGGGCCUUCUGCACAUACAGAGCCUGCAGUUUCUGGCUGUGGCGACGGAGCAAUCUGUGCUGUUGCUCUAAAGCACGCUGCCGGCGUAACAGGCGGUGUCCAUCCCUGCGGGCACUAAAGAGCCGACCCUCCACCUUCUCCUGUGUACGGCGUAGGCUGCUCAUCUCAGAUCUUAGCUUCUGCAUGGCACUCUCCACGUGAGAGAUGUGUUCACGCUGCAGGACUGCCUUGUUCUGGACACAUUCUUGGGUAGGAGGGCUGAUGCCAAGGUCCUGAGGGGCAGAGGCAGGGUCUGAGUGAUGCAGAAUGAACCUCAGCAGGUUUGGAAGGGUGAUGGGGAGGUCUCCAGGGUAUUUCACACUCAGGUCCUUUCU
This is a messenger RNA of Myodes glareolus (Bank vole), 3685 nucleotides long. It is a transcript of the gene Snn, whose product is annotated as stannin. Lineage: Eukaryota; Metazoa; Chordata; Mammalia; Rodentia; Cricetidae. Gene Ontology annotation, cellular component: mitochondrial outer membrane. The record is from RefSeq and is a predicted model, not a curated record.